This is a messenger RNA of Balearica regulorum gibbericeps (East African grey crowned-crane), 695 nucleotides long. Lineage: Eukaryota; Metazoa; Chordata; Aves; Gruiformes; Gruidae. The record is from RefSeq and is a predicted model, not a curated record.
GUUUGGAACUGGGUGGAAAUCCUGGAGAUGGAUCUCUUAGGAGACUGUCUUCCAAUUGGGUUAGAUGCACAGGAACAAUGGAUCGCCCCAGAUACCUGGAAGAGGACUAUUCUAGCCUGGAUGGGCUGGACGAUGACGUGUUUCACUCUGAUGACUUUGGACUUGCAGGUCAGCCUGGUGAGAUGACUGCAACAGGCAUUUUCACACAGAACCAGUCCUACAGCUGCCUUCUGGGGAGGUUUCAACUAUUCCCCCUCACACACUGCUGUGGUCCGGGUAUCAGACAUCCUGAGCAGCAGGACAAGGCAACUCAAACACUCAGCCCGUCCUCUUCCAGUCAGGAUGUUAUGUUGCCUUGUGGAGUCACUGAAGAGCCCCGGAGACUCUUCUAUGGGAAUGCUGGUUACCGUUUACACAUUCCUCCAGAUGGCUUUGCGUUGGAUCCGCACCUCCAAGAGGAGCCUCAGGAAGGUCAGCGGGAAGCACGUGCCGAGGUGCAGAUUGCACGGAAGUUGCAGUGCAUUGCCGACCAGUUCCACCGGCUCCACAUACAGAGGCUUUUACUCUUCUCCACUCUCCUCACCACCAGUGUCUUCUCUUCUGUGGCACGAGUGGCCAUCUGUGGCUUUUAUCAGCUCCUCAUCUUGGAGAUGACAAGAAGCCUGGAGUCUGUUCUGGCACUCCUUGUUGUCUAG